AUGGAAAGUUCUCAAACUACCUGCACAGAUUUACCAAUAAAAGUACCCCUCUUUGUGCCAUUUGCAGCCAGACAGGCAACUCUGACCGCCAUCUAUUUAGCUGUAUCUCCCUUCAGACCAAAAGACAUGCCAUCAAAUUUGUUACCUAAGUUGAAGUUUUUGUGCCUCAACAAGGCCAUUAGAAUUGCAAGACGAUGUUUUUAUGGAAUACUGCGUGGUAUCAUAAAAUUAGAAAAUGAUCUAUAUGAAGAAGACCAAGCUAUUCUGGAAGAGGUUAACAGUAGACUAAUCGCUUUAGAACAUUCUUUGGAAAAGAGAUUGAAACGGACAUACAUUAAAAAGCCAAAAUGGCUGUUUAGAUGCCAGAAUAUUAAACCACGAGUGAAAAAAGAAGCAUUUUUAACAACUUGGGAUAACAUCGUUCCUCCCCAAUGCUUGAUAAACGCCUUGGAAUACGGCCCUUCCUUUGCACUGACACCACCGUUGCGUCCAGAAAGCCUCAUACCGAACUUUGAGAUACUCAUAAAGAAUAUGAGCUUGACUGAGCAGGAUUACUGCAGAUGGAAAACAAGAUUAUAUGCCGAAAAGGAGAGGUAUUCUAACAAAACAGCUUUACUAUUCCAAAGGCACAUUAAACAAACGAAAGAAUGGCUCCAAAAAAACGACAUUGUUCUCAUAAAGGCGGAUAAAUCAAAAGGUGUUGUACUCAUAAAACGGAGCUCAUAUAGAGAAAAGCUGCAUGAGUACAUCGAUAGCACCAAAUUUCUUCCUGCCCCAAGUAACUACCUGGAAACCUUACAACAAAGAGUGAGAAAAUUUACCUUAACUCCGUUAGCCGAUUAUCUGGAUAUGAGAGCUGCUACUUUACAAGCUCCCAGGACACCAAGAAUUUUUGCCUUCAGAAAAAUCCAUAAACCUGGUUCCCAGUUACGCCCUGUGGUAGAAAAAUGUAAUGCUCCAACCUUCAGAAUAGAAAAACAACUUGUUAAAUUCAUACAAAGAAAGAUGCAGAUUUCACCUUUUUCGAUAAAAAUCUCGGUGGACUUGAUCCUGAAAUUAGAAAAUGUUGCGCUCAUGAAUGAGGAAUGGAUGACAGUUUUGGACUAUAAGGCGUUAUACCCAUCAAUCAAACUGCCUCCAUGCUUUUGUGCCCUAAGAGAUUUUUUAUUCACUAAUGUUAAUAAUGCUAUCAAAUACCACACACAGAUUUUAGAAUUAGCGGAUUUGAUCUGUCACACUUCCUUUUUUGAAUUCAAAAAUAAAACAUAUCUACAGGGGCGGGGAGUACCGAUGGGUAGCCCCAUGUCGUUGGUCCUCUGCGAGUUGGUACUCCUUAAUCUAGAGAACAAUAUCCUCCCUUCAUUACAACAAGAUAUAUUGGUAUAUGCAAGAUAUGUUGAUGAUGUCUUUAUCUUGUGA
Centruroides sculpturatus (bark scorpion) is the source of this 1419-nucleotide messenger RNA. RefSeq lists its product as uncharacterized. Bases 1 to 1419 code for a protein of 472 amino acids. Lineage: Eukaryota; Metazoa; Arthropoda; Arachnida; Scorpiones; Buthidae. The transcript has 2 exons. The record is from RefSeq and is a predicted model, not a curated record.